UGGUUAAAUAUAGCACGAGCGAGCUCAGCUCCACAAAGUCAUUGCUCUUAGCAGCAUGCAAGGAGACCAGGAGAGAGGAAACACAAUCGCAGAACUUCACUGCCACAGCUUAGCACCACAGAGCAACAGUUGUGGGUGGGGGCAAAACAACGAGGACUGUUUGUACCUCCUAUUUCUUCUGACUGGUAUAUCUCUGCACAGGAACUACGUUCCUCUUCUGCUGUUCUGUUCCCUGUUUCCUGCAUUACUUCAAUCACUGGUAGAUCUAGAAAGAAAGAGAGAAAAGCUUCUGUCUGUGUGUUCUUCUGGGCCUGGUGGAUAUGCUCAGUCUUGGUCAUGCAAGCUAAAUUUCUGGUCUUCUAAGAUCACAGAAUCUCUGUGAAGUUGCACACCUAGCUCCUUUUUUACAGCUGGCAGAACGCAAUAAUGUCCAAAGGUUCCACAUUUUCUCUCAGUUACAAAUAAAAAAAGGUCAGGAUGAGAUCCCGAAAUCAAGGUGGAGAGAGCUCAUCCAAUGAGCAUUUCUCCAAGGCCAAGUCUAUUAACAACACCACAGAAAAUCAAAACUUUCAGGAAGAUGCAAAGAGAAAGAAAUCAAAUCGAAAAGAAGAUGAGGUCUCCAGCUCUGGAACAGUCAAGCAACACAGCAAAUUGUGUGGUCCUAAUGAGAAGAAAUCCAAGAAAUCAAUAGAGCUUUCUAAAGAAGACCUUGUCUGGCUUCUAAGUAUAAUGGAAGGAGAAUUACAGGCUAGAGAAGAUGUGAUCCAUAUGCUGAAGACAGAGAAAACAAAGCCUGAGGUCCUGGAGGCACACUAUGGAUCUGCAGCUCCAGGGAAUGUCCUAAGAAUAUUGCACAGAGAUGCUCUCCUUGCCCAAGAUAAAUCUAUCGGAGAAGAUGUUUAUGAGAAGCCAAUUUCAGAGCUGGACAGACUAGAAGACAAGCAGAAAGAAACUUACCGGCGCAUGCUCGAACAGCUUCUAUUGGCAGAGAAAUGCCAUCGACGCACAGUUUAUGAGCUGGAAAAUGAGAAGCAUAAACAUACAGAUUACAUGAACAAGAGUGAUGACUUCACCAACCUCCUGGAGCAGGAACGUGAAAGAUUAAAGAAGCUUCUCGAACAAGAAAAGCUCUAUCAAGCCCGCAAGGAUAAAGAACAUGCCAAAAGGCUCAACAAACUAAGAGAGGAAUUAGUCAAGCUCAAGUCAUUUGCACUCAUGCUGGUGGAUGAGAGGCAGAUGCAUAUUGAGCAACUCGACCAGCAGACCCAGAGAAUACAAGACCUAACUCAGAAAUUGAGAGAAGAGGAAGAGAAGCUUAACAUUAUAAGUUCCAAAAAUAAAGAGGAUGGGCAGAAACUCAUGAAGUUAGAGGCAGAACUGGAACAUAAGACAUCGUCAUUUUCCCAAGAACAUGAGGAGAUGACUGCUAAACUGGUUAGUCAAGAAUCACACAACAAACAGCUCAGGCUUAAGUUGGUCGGUUUAACCCACAGAAUUGAGGAGCUGGAAGAAACCAAUAAAAGUCUUCAAAAGACUGAAGAGGAGCUUCAGGAACUGAGAGACAAAAUAGCUAAAGGGGAAUGUGGGAACUCCAGCUUGAUGGCUGAGGUGGAAAAUCUCCGCAAGCGCGUGCUUGAAAUGGAAGGCAAAGAUGAGGAGAUCACAAAAACUGAAUCUCAGUGUAAAGAGCUUAAAAAGAAAUUGCAAGAAGAAGAGCACCAUAGCAAGGAACUGAAGCUUGAAGUGGAGAAACUGCAGAAGAGAAUGUCAGAACUAGAAAGGCUAGAGGAGGCUUUCAGCAAAAGCAAAUCUGAAUGCACCCAGCUGCGUUUGAAUCUGGAAAAAGAAAAGAGCUUAACCAAAGAUCUGAUCAAUGAGAUGGAAGUGGUGAAGACACGAGUCAAGGACCUUGAGUCUUCAGAAAACAAGUUGGAAAAGGCUGAAUUAAUCUUAAAAGAUGAUCUCACAAAACUGAAGUCCUUCACUGUCAUGUUGGUGGAUGAAAGGAAAAACAUGGUGGAGAAGAUAAAGCAGGAAGAAAGAAAGGUUGAAAGCUUGAAUAAGAGCUUUAAGGUGGAGCAAGGAAAGGUUAUGGAAGUCACUGAAAAGCUAAUAGAUGAAAGCAAAAAGUUUUUGAAGUUGAAAUCUGAAAUGGAGGAAAAAGUGUCCAGUGUGACAAAGGAAAAGGAUGAGUUAAUUGGCAAGCUGAAGAGUGAGGAGGAAAAAUCUUCCGAGCUGAGCAGUACAGUGGAACUGUUAAAGAAAAGAAUUGAUGGCAUUGAGGAGGUAGAAAGAGAACUAGCCAAAGGACGAGUUAAAAAAGGACCAGGGCUUUCUGGACAAGAGGAUAAUAAGAUUAAAGAACUAACAGUUGAAAUGGAAAGACUGAAGAAACGUCUCAAGCAAUUGGAAGUGGUUGAAGGAGACUUGAUGAAGACUGAGGAUGAAUAUGAUCAGCUUGAGCAAAAAUUUAGGACUGAGCAGGACAAAGCUAACUUCCUUUCUCAACAGCUGGAAGAAAUGAAGCUCCAGAUUGCUAAAAACAAAGCAAUAGAAAAAGGAGAGGCAGUGAGUCAGGAGGCGGAGCUGAGGCAAAGGUUUCGGCUGGAAGAAGCUAAAAGCAGAGACUUGAAAGCAGAAGUGCAGGCUCUCAAAGAGAAAAUUCAUGAGCUGAUGAACAAAGAAGACCAGCUUUCUCAGCUCCAAGUGGAUUACUCAGUCCUUCAGCAAAGGUUUUUGGAAGAAGAAAAUAAAAACAAGACAAUGGGGCAGGAGGUGCUGAACUUAACAAAAGAGCUUGAGCUGUCUAAACGCUAUAGCCGUGCCCUGAGACCCAGCAUGAAUGGUAGACGAAUGGUAGACGUACCUGUUACAUCCACAGGAGUACAAACAGAUGCAGUAAGCAGCGACACAGCAGAAGAGGAAACGCCCGCUGUCUUUAUACGAAAAUCCUUCCAGGAGGAGAACCAUAUUAUGAGCAAUCUUCGACAGGUUGGGCUUAAAAAGCCCACAGAGAGGUCAUCUGUGCUUGACAGAUAUCCUCCUGCAGCAAAUGAUCUUACAAUGAGGAAAUCCUGGAUUCCAUGGAUGAAGAAGAGAGAAAAUGCUUCCCAGGCAACUCAAGAUAAAGGAGCCAGAAUACAGAGCAGUCCAGAACGUCCUGGAGAGGUUGUCCUUUCUCCAAAGCAGGGGCAGCCUCUUCAUAUUCGAGUAACUCCAGAUCAUGAGAACAGUACAGCUACUUUGGAGAUUACUAGCCCAACAGCUGAAGAUUUCUUCUCAAGUACCACAGUCAUCCCCACCUUGGGAAAUCAGAAACCACGCAUUACCAUUAUUCCCUCUCCUAAUGUCAUGUCUCCAAAAGGGAAAGCUGCUGAGGUCCCAGUGGGCCCAGAACGAGCAAUGUCACCAGUGACUAUAACCACAUUCUCCAGAGAGAAAUCCUCAGAGAGUCCAAAGUCUCCAUUCAUGGAAAGGCCCGUCUCCCCAAUUCAAAUCAUGACUGUGUCAACCUCUGCAGCUCCUGCAGAAAUUACCGUGUCCCCAGAAUCACAAGACAUGACCAUGGGGAGGGCCGUGUUUCGAGUGACACCGGAAAAACAAACCGUCCCAACUCCAGUCCGGAAGUACAAUGCCAACACAAACAUUAUAACAACGGAGGAUAACAAAAUCCACAUCCACCUAGGCUCUCAGUUUAAGCGUUCUCCUGGUGCUGCUCAAGAUGGGGGCAGCCCUGUGAUUACGGUCAGACCUCUGAAUGUAGCAGCAGAGAAGGAGCUUAUGACUGGGACUGUCCUUCGUUCCCCAAGGAAUAACGUAUCAUCAAGGCCUGGAGCAAGUAAAGUUACAAGUACCAUCACUAUUACACCCGUUACCACAUCAUCCACGCGAGGAACACAAUCCAUGACAGGACAGGAUGGGUCAUCCCAGAGACCUACACCCACCCGAAUCCCUAUGUCUAAAGGUAUGAAAGCCGGGAAGCCAGUUGUGACAGCCCCAGGAUCAGGAAAUCAGACCAAAUUCGAGCCUCAGUCUAUGAAAAUAGAACUGAAGAAGUCUUCAGCCAAUAGCUCUGCUGCCCUUGCUGGGGGGAAGGGCUGAGGGCAAUGGCUAAGGGGGUAUGUUGUGCAGGUUUUACUGCUUCCAUGGAAAUAAGCCCCGUCUAAAUGUUUUGCACAUACUAAUUAAGUCUGCUGAAGCUGUCACCUCUACUAAAAUUUGCAUGCUUUUACCUAUCGAAUGUAAUAAUCCUAUCUUAUUCCCUCUUCGUUGGGUUAAAGUCUCACUAAAAAGCAGGCCUGGUUGAGCAGCUUCUAAAAGGGAGCUGCUGUUUAGAUUAACUUUCUUUCAAACAACUACCCUCUCUUCUCUAUUGCCUUGAAAAUAUCCACCAUUUUCUUUGCCGAAGCAACUUAAAUCAGUAGUUUGCCUGAGAAAUCAUGUAGGUAAGCAGUGAAUGAGGCGGGUGCCUUUGAGAAGCUGCAUAGUUUGUUCAACUAGUUUUGAUGCUUCUCAGAUAGAAAUGGGGAAUACGAAAAUCUCUCUCUAAAUUGUGACCUGGUAGAUAACUGUUAGCCAUGAGAGAACCAAGAGGCUUUUGAUGUGGUGGAUGAUUGCUUCCCACUCAAAUGGGACCUGACUGAAGGCUUACUUAAAAGAAGCUGGAAGUUCUUGUCGAUGUUAGUGAGCUCUGGAUCACAUCUGUAGUGGAUGAUCAAAAUUACAUCAUGCUUUGUACCUUCUGGUCUUGGCAAGGUAUUAAUGUGAACUGGGAUAGGUGGAUGGAGAAAAGGCCUACUGUAGGUUCUACUUUCAGGUGUAUGCUAACUAUGCAGUGAACCUGCAUCUCUCUUCCAAGGCAAGGUCUGGGUCUAGAGUUAUCAACUAAUUAUUGUCUACUGCCUGAUACUGGAAUUCUUGAACUACCUUGCUUUUAAUUUCAAAAGCAUGUUUUAAGAAAUUGGUGUGCAUAUGAUUGACUGCUAUUAUAAUCAUGUUUAACUAACAGAGCCAAUGCUGUUAUGAGCAUUUUCACUGACAGAAGCAUGACUAAAAACAAAAUUCCUGCCUCUAGCAGAAGUGACUUGACAUGCACCGUCUUUGCCAGAGUGAAUUUCUUUGGUCGAUACUGACCCCAUUCUUGAAGGAAGGGAAAUUAUGCACAGUAGCAGUAAGAACGUGUAUGCACUGAGUGGCACAAAAAGCAAAAUAGCUAAAACAGUGAGUGAGUUUCUCCAUUAGGAAAGUGUAUUAGAAAUCUGCAACAAACAGAUUUGGUGGUUUAGAUGGAGCUGUAGAAAAGAGUUUAUAAAAGAAAUGCAACCACCCAUCACUGGUUGGACGUAGCAUAUGACUGAAUGAACGCAUCAUAGCCAAAAUUAUAUAUUUAUAUAUACUAAUAUAUAAUAAUAGGCACAAGUAUUGCCACAGAAAGUCUCAUGGAAGAGAGGCAGGUCUUUCUCUUCACUACAGUGCUUCUGGACUGUAGUUUUCAGUUAGUAUGCAAAUCUCAGAUGAGUAGCUGUCCUGAACUGUUGUAGCAAAAACGGUAAGAAACCAUAUGGCACCUUUAACCCCGGCAUAAACUUUUGAGGGUGAGAGCCUACUUGAUCAAAUUGUGCUCCAUCCCCCAAAUGUCCAACCCACAAUAAGAUGGUGGGUCUUUGAAGGUGUUGCAUGAAUCUAUUGCUAUUUCAGUUUACUAAAGGGCUUGUUAUAAUUCAGCUGGAAGUAAUGAAUCAUAACACUUGGUUGUAUUGGUGUUAGGCCUACUUAGAAUAGACCCACUGAAAUGAAUGAGACCUAAAUUAGACUAAUAUAGGAUAUGACCAUUGUAUUUUCAUAUAAGGUUUAUAGCAAAUAUUGGUGGUUAGGAUUUCCAUUUCUAAAGGCAUAAUAAAGCUUUUGCAGAGAAUUGGCAGUAAACAGUAAGUAGGACGUGCCUUCACAGGAGCUGAUGGAUUCCAGUAAUGUUUCACUUUGAUACUCUAUGUUUCAUUUUGACAUUGAUGGACAACUAAAUCAUUCCUUAUUUCUAGCUAUUUUCACAGCUGUUUUAGCAGAAGUUCCAAGAAAAUAUUUUCAUGUGAAGCUCAAGGUUUAAUAAUACUGAAUGCCUAAUGCUCUACAAUUGUGAAUAUUUACAGGGGUGAAGCAUGCAAGAGUCUGAAGUUAACAGUGACAGGGAAAUUGACUCAAUCUAAAUUUGUAGAACUGGCUUGAACAAGCAUGUUCCUUUUAACCAAACGAUUAAGCUAGUGCUGCAGUAGCAGGGAGAAGAAAGUUGCUUCUGCUGCUCCAUCAAAAUAAUUCCUUAUACACAGCCAGGGAGCAUUUGAAGGAACAAUUAACGCAGCACCAUGCGUGCCAGAAUCCGGGUAGUUAAUUACUAAGUGCUGUAAUUUUCUGCAUAUUGUUUUUUCCCAGCCGUAUUACACAGUGACUCAUUCUCACUUAGUUGCCCUACUCCUUUUCUCUUUCUUCCAGGGACAUCUUCAGCUACUCCAGUGUGUUCAUUCUCUUUCUCACAUGCACACUCAAUGCCACACAACACCUAGCUGCACAAUGCUUCCUUGUUACUCCUUUUGUGGUAAGGCUGUGGUAGAAUUAGCACCUGCAAGAGCUGCUUUUUCUUGCCUUUGCUUGCACAAGCUUACCCUUCCGGUAUGGAAUGAAGCCAAGAGAAUAACAGGUUCUCUGAAUGCAGUAAAUAAUAAAAUGUAAUUUAAAAAAUGUGACAAAUAGGACAUGAAUGAACAUAGUUCACUUCUGUCGCUGUGUCUUCCUUCCAUUUUUGUUUCUGGGUUGUGGUAGAGAAAGUGAGAAACAUAGCAUCCAAAAACUGCCUUUAACAUAUAGGGUUACCAAAGUGCCCCUCAUGUGUGGGGUGUGCGUGGCUUGUAUAUUGCAGCCACACUGAAGCAAAGUGCAGUGUGCACAGACCCCUCACAUCCCAUGGGGCACUCAUUCAGUGAGCCCCCACAGCCCCCACAUAAGCCCCCACAGUGCCAUGGGGGAAGGUGGAGGUCAGCCAUCCUUCCUACAACGCUAUCAGCAAGUGCACCACUUUACUAUCUCUGCAGGAGCAAAUGGCAGCCAUUCACUUACAUUGGACAAAGGAGAAGAGAGCAUUUGUGAUGUGUUACCUGGAUAAGUGACUAAUUGUGUUUCCCUUCAAGGCUGUUUCCCUCUGUCUGUAGGCCCGCUCUUCGGUUCUGACUGCUGGGUGCACUGUGCCAAAAUACAGGAGCUGGCUUUUAAUGGGCAAGGACAAUGAUGAUAAAGCACCCGAUUAUUCUUUGCCUGUAGAUGGACAAUUUCAUGUGGAGAAGUUGACGGCCAUUUUUCUGUGGCAUCACUAAUUCCCCCCAGGCAUGGACUGCUAAGGUGGAAUCUUGCAUAGCCAAUGGGAGCACUGUGCAUAUAAAAGCAAGAUCCUCCCCGACUUCCCCGAAGGGGGAAGGAUUGUGUAAUUUGAUUUGGAGUAAGGUUUCCCUACAUGAGGUAACUAAGGGGGGGGGGGGUAACUAAGCAUGCAAUCACAGACAGCAUCAUUUGACUGCCAAACCCUUUGCCAGCUUUCAGGGUUACAUAAGCCGGCCCUCAUGAUCAAAAACAUGAGCAAAAACUUGGUGGGCUCUGUAUUCUAGCCACUGAUGUGAUUCAUCCAGUGAGUGACCCAGGAAUUCAUAGCGUUGCUGCUGCAGUAGCCUCUGGGUCAAUGCAGCUCCUGUUGUUUCAUAUAAUAUACCAGGAGGGCCGAAAUCACGUGAGGUUCUCAAGAUGACUAUCAGUGAUGGACUAAACAGAAUGCUUAUCUGCUUAGGUACCCUCUCAAGUUUAAUAUGGGGCUGGGCUCAUGUUGAUUACAAAUCUGUCACAUUUGCAUUGUAAAACACUUUAUGCUAACACACUCCUAUGUUUUAACUGGCUUAUAGCACAAGCUACUACUGUAAGAGCGCUUUUACAGAUCUCUGAAGUGCUUUUAUUGCAUAUCAGCUGCUGAUAUUUCUGAGGCUGAUUGAAACUGGCAUUUGCUGGCAGUGAGAUCAUUUUUGGGCUUAUUUUCAUUGAGAGUCAUGCUUUACUUUCUCAAAUUAGCGUAAUCUCCUUCAUCUUGACUGAGAUUUCAUAAGAACUCCAGCUAAUGUUUUGUAAUUAGAAAAAGCUGUUUUCAUUUUAAAAUUACUUACUGUGUUCUAGGUUCAGUGUGUGUAUGUGUGUGUGGGGGGGUGACAAAUAAGAGUUAUCAGUUAAGGGCACAGUCCUAUGCAUUUUUAGUCAGAAGAUGCCAGUAUUCCCAGCCAAUAUUGGGAGAUGCUGGGAAAGGUAGGAUUUUUUUCCUGUCUAAACACGUAUAGGAUUGCAACUGAAAAGUACAAACCCAAGCAAAAUGCAUUUGCAUUUCAUUUGAGAUGUUCUGAAAGGCACACACCCAAUUAAAGAGUCCAUCAAGGUUAUUCUACGGUUUUUUUAAAAAGUAGUUAGAUGGCACUGCAGAACUGUGUAUGCAUUUUUGUCACAGUCAUAAAAAGUUAGCACCUUGGGCAUGCACAUAAUAAUCUGAGUUGUAAAAUGAAAGUUAAUUUUAAAAUGUUGAAAUAUAGUUAAGCCAAACUAAUUGUACUUAGACUUUGUACAAAAUGCUCAGGGUGAUUUAUGAUGAUCAUUACUGUGAUUUACGGUACUUGAAAAACAGUCAUGUGCCAGGGCCAUGCUGUUUUAUCAGUUAUGAAGAGAAAGUGUAGAUAUAUAAACCACAGUUUUCCCUUCCAAAGUACUCAGAAAUGGUGACCUGGCAGUAAUCCCUAUGAAUUUCAGUGGAUCAUAUUUCCAAGUAUUUUAUAGAGAGCAACUGUUUUUUUGAGGCAAGUUCAAGUAGUGCCAUCUAGUGGAAAUCUUCUAGAACAGCUACAUUUUAAAAUGUGAUCCAAUGGAGAGCUUGUACACUGGAUAUUUGAUUAAAAAGCAGCAGAAUAUACAAACUACUGUACAUUUGCACAACUCCAAAAUUAAUUUUAUGAAUUCUUCAAAUUAAACUGGAAGCGGAGUCUGAACAUAACCAACCUGAUUAUGAUCAAUAACAGAUUGUAAAGCUGUUGUUCUGGGAAUGUUUAGUACAAAAAUAACUAUUUGUAAAAGAGAAAUAGAUAGGAUUACUUAUUUUUAAAGCUUGGAUACUUUACAACUCUGGAGAACUUUGAUUUCAUUUCUUUUCUUUCUUUCUUUCUCUCUUUCUCUCUCUCUCUCUCUCUCUCUCUCUCUUUCUUUCUUUCUUUCUCAUUUCAUUGUUAUACUGCCCAAUAGCUGAGACUCUCUGGGCAAACAAAAGUUAAAUGUUAAAAAACAUACACAAACAUUAAUUUUAAAAGAAUAAAACCAUAAUAGCAAAAAACAAUUGCUAUGAUUCAGCAUUGAAGUGGUACAGAAAAAAGUGGAAUACAUUAAAAUUGAGUUAGAAAAUUAAACUGUCAAAAUACUGGGCAAAUAAAAUGGUCGUCACCUGGCACCAAAAAGAAUACAAAGUAGGUGUCAGGCAUAGCUCUUUGGAGAGCUCAUUUCAAAACAACUGAGGGUGCCACAACUGAGAAGGCCCUCCUCCUGGAAGCCACCUGCUUCACUUCCUUUGGGGGCGGGCUCCCAGAGAAGGACCCCUGAAGAUGACCUCAGGCUCCGGGUAGGUACACAUGGGUAUAUCACCCAAUCUUAUGCAUGUCUGUUCAGAUGGGCUUAUUGGGCUUAAUUCCCCAAGAUUGGGCCAAGAAGUACAUUUAGGAUUGCAACUUGCUAUGCCUGCCUGAAUAUCCCUACUGGGUAGCCACAUGGGGUGCUCUACUCUAUAGAGGAAAAUGUAUAGCUUAAGUAUGUUGGGAACUUGGUCAUUAUUUGAAGCAUUAAAUUUCUGUUACAAUCUUCUGUGCAAUUAGUUAAAUGUACCUUCAGAUGGAAGGAGAGAUGCCUCUAUGGUGAAUAUAUAUGUGGCUAAUAUAAUUGAACUAGACUCUUUUAAAAUGCUAAAAUGCUUCUGUAAACAGUUGUCAGAGCUUCAGAAAGUAGGCAGUACAGAAAUAAAACAAAACAAACAUAAGGAAAAUUACCGGUAAGAUACCUAGAUGUCUUUGAAAAUAUAAUUCUGAUUUGUCAACAUUAUGAGGUACCUUUAUACAAUAUCAUUAUAUAGUUGCAAGAUUUUAUAUGGACAGUUACAUUUCGCCAACUUUUAACAAAUGGAUUUCCCCUGCUCUUCUACUCUUUUGCAACCCAUCCCUCUCCACACCACCCAAAUCUGCUCUGGAGGAUUCCCCAGCUACCUGGAGCAGAUGUUAGGAGCAUGUGUUCAUUCCACUGGAGUAUGGGCAGUUUUGGAUUCAAUACUUUAAAUACUACAGGCUGCCAUUUAGAGCUAUAAGAAAGAUUAGACUCAUGUUUCUGAUUCAUUAUUCAGAGAAAUAGGCUAAACCACAACCUUAUACCCAUCUAGCUUAGAGUAAGCACCACUGAACCCAAUAAGACUUACUUAAGAAUAGAUACUGUAUUUGUAUAGGAUUGCACUGUAAGUUAGUUGCACAAUUCCUAAUGAGCUAAGUCGGACAUAACAGUCCUGACUAAUUCCCACUUUAAUUUCAGUGAGACCUAACAAACAACUAACUUUGUCUAGAUCUAACCCUAUAAAAAUAUAUACUGGGUACUACGCAAUUCCAAACAAGAUCAAUAAACCAAAUUGCUAGAAAUGUUUAUUAUCGGACAUUUUGUUGUUGGUCAUUUGUACUAAUGGUGAGGUUAUAACACAGUGAAGGCAUACUGGGAAAAUUAGAUAUGUAGUAAAUAAAAUGUUAAAAGAACUACCCUUUUAUGAUAGGGAUGAUUUUUUGUCCUUUUGAAAAAUGCAUUUUAGAAAGGGAGAGUUAAUUUAUAUAGUUAUAGAUACAAAGUUAAUAUUAGCCUCUGACUGAAGGCAGAGGAGGAUUCCUGAUAGAGUGGAUGUUGAAUGUGUAACCUGGCAUGAAUUGACAUUUUGAGUUGAAAACAACAGAAUGACUAAUAGCAAAGAACAUGCCAUGCUUUAAAUCAUUCCUAGUUUCAAGACAGUCCACAAUACAAAGAAUUUCAUUUUACUAUAAGAAAUUACUAUGAGAAUUAGAUUUUGAAGAAAAUUUGCAUGGAAAUAAAAUGGCACGCUAUGCGUUAUACUGAAAUUACAUUCAUUUCCAAUCCAGUUCACUGUGCCUGUGUUGCUGUGAGUAGGGGAUCCCAGUCAGCUUCAGUUGUUGCCCUUCCCUCAUCCAUUGCCUAGCUGCACGAAGGGCACUGGGAAAUGGGAGGUCUCUGUCAUAAGUACAAGUUAUCCACACAGCAGAGAGCUGGAAUGGCUAGGGAUAUAGGAGGCAUGUGUAGAUUUCCCAUUCACCCGCAAUGGUUCCCUCAGUGUGUUGUGUGCUGAGGUGGUAGAAGAUGGAAAUCUCCUGUAUCUUAUUGAAAUUCUCUGUACAUGAGUGAACAGGAUUAGGGCCCCUCUAUUUAUAUAUGAUACAAUGUGCUCUGAAGAUGGAGAUAGACUAUCCUCAUUAAUUCUCCAGGCUCUUAUUUCUCCUUCGUCCAUCUUGACAUGGGUAGUUCUGCCCUGACUUAUUUGAAGUGGCACUUUGAGACACUUUCUGUAAUGUAGCUAGGUUACUGAUGGGAUUAAAGCAUUAACAGUACGGGUCCUCAUAGCCUUUCACGUUUCACCAUGGUAACAGUCAUUGUUUUGCUGUGUUUCUUUCUUUCCUUUAGAGAGCAUCAUCAUUCAUCAGUUACGCAUGAACGCGAGAUGAGAUGCCAUGCCAACUCUGUAUGAUAAGUGUGCACUCCUUUACACCACUUGGUUGGAUCACUGCCGAAGCUACACCCACAACACUGUGAUCUCCCAUGCUACUGAUCACUUAUAGAAGUAUCUUACUACUUCCGCUGGAAUCUAGAUGUUUUGUGUAGAUUUUUAAAAAAGAAAUGUGUUUGCUGAUUAUUUUAAAACUAGAUGAAAAGGGGGAACUGCAUCUUCUGUGCCAAUUUUGCAAAGUCUUUGAAUCGGUUGGCACAUUUUUGAUUUUUGUUUGGUGUUUCCCACAUAAUUUAUUUUUAUAAUACGUUUUAUAAUGCAGGACCUCUUUGCCAAAUCAGUUUUUGUUGCCCGUGGCACAUUCAUUUGUGGAAUACACUGUCAAGCUUUGAAAGUGCCAGUUUGUAUAUUCUCUGUUGGAGUUUAUAAGGAUGUUGACUUGACCUCAAUAAUGGCACCUUUAAAGAAAACUUGCCACAGAAUUUCCCAGCCAUAAUGUGAUUGAGAUUAACUGCCCUGAAGACUGCUUUGUGAGGAUAGUAUUACAGGGUUUUUUGCACUGUGCUGUGGUUUAACAUAAAACUGAAUACCAACAAACCAAAACCUUGAAACUGUAUUGGAUUUAAGAACCGGUUUUAAUUGUUGUAUGCUGGUGCCUAUUAAGCUGUGCUCAUAUAAUGUGUGCUUUUAUAUAUACCUGUACCAAAAGGUUCCUUUUUAUCACACAGUAACAAAUAAAUUUUCACAAGUGUGCUACAGUAAAA
Varanus komodoensis (Komodo dragon) is the source of this 12579-nucleotide messenger RNA. It is a transcript of the gene FILIP1, whose product is annotated as filamin A interacting protein 1. Bases 478 to 4101 code for a protein of 1207 amino acids. Lineage: Eukaryota; Metazoa; Chordata; Lepidosauria; Squamata; Varanidae. The transcript is spliced from 7 exons. The record is from RefSeq and is a predicted model, not a curated record.